AUGUGUGCGUACUCUGGGCUCAAGGGGAAGAAGAGGCGGCAGGUCGUGCCGUUUGACUACUGGAUUCGUGGCGGGAGCCCUCGUCCCGCGCCCAAGGGCGAUUUCGGCCACUCGGCCCCCACUUAUGUUCGACCUGGGCACUGUCGCUACUACGCAAUGGGGCAUUGCGUGCACGGAAUGCGAUGCAAAUACAAGCACGAGCAGUCGGGCGAACCUAUGAGCCCUCCCCAAUGGUCUACUCCUCCCCCUCCUCUUCCCCCCUCCCUUCCGGCGUACUCGCCGGUCGCAUACCCCGUCACCCCGCCUGCUUCCUGCGCGGUACCGCUGUUUGACACCAUGAUGACCCCUCCGCAAAUGAUGACUCCCGCCUCGUCGAUCUCGUCUAUGGGUUCUCUCACCUACUCGCCUUCAACGGCUACAACAGUCUCCGAGGACAUGCCGUGGAUAUUGGACUUUGACCAGCAUGACGACGCGGGUGUCGCCGUCGCUUCCCCUGUGGAUGAGUUCGGUGUCCGUAUGCCUGCCCCGCAGUCAGCGAGCAAAGUGCGGAACAUGAAGUACAAAACGAGCCCAUGCAUGUUCUUCAGGUCCGCGUCUGGCUGCUCGAGAGGCGAUAUGUGUACAUUGUUCCAUCCACUCGGAACCUUCCCCAGUCUCGACACCCGAGCCUUCGGCACUCGCACUGCCGCCUAA
Molecule: messenger RNA, 693 nt
Organism: Schizophyllum commune H4-8
Lineage: Eukaryota; Fungi; Basidiomycota; Agaricomycetes; Agaricales; Schizophyllaceae
Exons: 5
Coding region: 1-693 (230 amino acids)
Molecular function (GO): metal ion binding
Source: RefSeq, a predicted model, not a curated record